Messenger RNA from Acanthochromis polyacanthus (spiny chromis), 1878 nucleotides. RefSeq lists its product as uncharacterized. The transcript is spliced from 2 exons. The record is from RefSeq and is a predicted model, not a curated record. Lineage: Eukaryota; Metazoa; Chordata; Actinopteri; Pomacentridae. The coding region runs from base 623 to 1741 and encodes 372 amino acids.
AAACAGGAACGUUUAAUGUGGAGAAGUGCUGCAGGGAUGACUUAAACUAUCAUACUGGUGUCAUGCAUCAAAAGAUGUGAAUGACACAUUCUUGAAGCACUUUAGAGGAGUUUUUAAAUUAUUGAGAUAUAUAUUGGGUAUCCUGAUAUUGACCCUUUGCGUGUGACGUCACGCUUCGUAUAGGAACGCCCCCGCUGUCUGAGUGGACGUCAACACGGAGCCGCCUGUCUUCCCACCAAACACAAAUCUCUUGUAAAGAAAACAACCGUAGGCUAUUUUGCUUGGGUUUUAUCCACUUCACAAAAAUGGUAAUCGCUUGCUGUGCUGUCGGCUGCACAAAUAGGCAGGGGUGCAAGCAAAACUUGUCUUUUUAUCGGAUACCUCUUGAUAAAGACAGACGACGAAGAUGGAUAGCAACUAUCAAUCGGAAGAACUGGCAGCCGUCAAAAUAUUCAAGAAUUUGCAGCGAACACUUUGUACAAGGAAAAAAGAGCGAGGACCCCUUGUCCCCUGAUUAUGUGCCAUCAAUUUUUGCCCAUACCAAGUCCCCAGCAAAAAGACGUGCUCAGGACAUUGUCAAGAAAUAUGACUUGCGACAAAAACUGAAGAAAAAAAGCUGCAGAUGUCAUCAAGAAAUGAAGCUGCCAGGACGCUCCUCAGUCUCUCAACCACAGUACCUGAGUUUGAAGAGGACACUGAAAAUGCAGUGGCAGUGUGCGACAACAUUUCAAAUGAGAUUAUGUGCCAAACCAGCCUCAGCGGAGAAGACAUUGAGAUUCUUCAACAAGAGUGUCAACUUUUGCGUAGUGAGACAUUUGAACUUAAAGAGAAGCUAGACUUGGACUUCUUUCAACAAAAAAGCCUUGAAAACCUAGACAAACUAAAAACACUCGCUGGACUACACAGUUAUGACGUGUUCAUGGCCAUUUUUGACCUUGUAAAGCCAUUUCUCAAAGACACGCCACACCUGACAGGUUUCCAGCAGCUACUCAUUACAAUAAUGCGUCUCAAAGAAAAUUUAACUGCAUCAUUUUUAUCUUAUCUUUUUGGUGUUCAUACUUCAACUGUGUCAAGAGUUUUUACUUAUGUGAUUAAUGUUCUGAAUGAGAUCUUAGUUCCAGCUUGUGUAUUGUGGCCCAAGAGGGAGCACGUCCAAACAUCUAUGCCAAUGUGCUUCAGAAAGUCCUUCAAACAUUGCAUGUCAGUUAUUGAUUGUUUUGAGAUAUUUAUUGAUAAACCAAAAGAUUUAAAGGCAAGGGCUCAAACAUAUUCUCAAUAUAAAUCCCACAACACCAUGAAAUAUCUGAUCAGCAUCACUCCACAAGGUGUCAUCUCUUUCAUCUCAAAGGGCUGGGGAGGAAGAAGUACAGAUGCCCACAUUACAGCUAACAGUGGCUUUUUGGAUCACCUUCAGCCUGGAGAUGUAGUCCUUGCCGACCGUGGUUUCACCAUCCAGAACCAAGUUGGCCUGUACUGUGCAAAGGUUGAAAUCCCUGCGUUCACACGAGGCAAAAAACAACUGGGCGCAGCUGAGCUGGAAGACACCAGGAGACUUGCAGCAGUCCGCAUCCACGUCGAGAGGGUCAUUGGCCAAGCUCGCUCCAAGUACAAGAUGCUGAAGGGACCGGUGCCCAUUAGUCUCCUCUCCACUGAUGAUACAGACUACACUACUCUGGACAAAAUAGUGAGAGUAGCGUGUGCCCUUACAAAUCUGUGCCCCUCUGUUGUGCCAACUGAUUAACUGGUGUGUUCAAUUUCCACAUAUGUGAUGAACAGUAAUGAUGCAUUUCAAGAAAGUAAUUUAAAGCAACUUUAUUUGACUGUUGCCACUUUACACUUGUCAAUGUAACAAACAGUGAAAUAAAAUAUAUAUAUAUA